AUGAAGGCCGUCUGCGCCGUGCUCGUGUCCGCCCUCGCGGGGUUGGCUCGCGGGCUGGCCUCGACGGACACCAUCACCUGGGGAGGCGACAACACCCGGGCUGGUUACCAGACGAACCACAAUAUGGACCCGGCCAUUGUAGGGAGCUCUCAGUUUGGCCAACUCUUCAAGACCAAGCUCCCUGGGGCGUACAAUGGCAACCCGGAGCAGAUCUUCUCCCAGCCUCUCGUUUACACCCCCAAGAGCGGCACCAAGCAGUACGUCUACUGGGCUACCACGCAGAACAACAUCUACAAGCUCGACGCCAAGACGGGCGAGAUUGUCGCUUCUCGCAACCUGCACAUUCCCUUCCUGACGGCUGAUCUCGACGGCUGCGUCGACAUCAACCCUACUGUCGGUAUCACCGCCACUGGUGUCAUCGAUCCAGACAGCGAGACGCUCUACCUCACGGCCAAGACGUAUCUCAACCAGAACGGCGGCAACGGCGCUCAGGGACGCCCCAAUGGCCGGUACUAUGUCCAUGCCAUUGACAUUAACGACCUUUCUGAGAAGCCUGGCUUCCCCGUCGACCUCGAGGGACUGAUCGCCCGCAACAACCCCACCCGAAUGUUUACCGGCGGCAUCCACCAUCAGCGCCCGGGCCUUUUGCUCACCGGCGGCUACAUUUACGCCGGCUUCGCGUCUCACUGCGUUCAGUACAACUUCACUGGCUGGAUCGUUGGCUGGGAUAAGCAGGGCAAGAUUGUCGAAAAGUGGGCAACCGAGGGCCAAGGUGUGCCCAACACCAUCAAGGGUGGUGGCAUCUGGAUGUCGGGCGGUGGUCUGGCUUCCGACGACGCCGGCUCCAUCUGGGCCGCCACCGGCAACGGUUACGCCUCUCAGCUGGCCAAUGUCCCCGUCAAGGGUUACAACCCGCCCACAUCCAUGGAGGAGGCCGCGAUCCACAUGACCCAAAACACGGACGGCAGCUUGAACCUGGUUGACUUCUUUAUGCCAUGGGAGAAGCAGGCUCUGGACGGUGCUGACAAGGAUCUCGGCACGAGCCCCUUGGAGAUUCUGCCGUCGGCUUUCUCCUGCGGCGAUGCCAAGCGGAUCGGUGUCGUCACGGGCAAGAGCGGCAAGACGUACUGGCUCAACCUCGACAACCUCGGCGGUUAUAGGAACGGCGCCGACGGCCUGGACGACGUCAUUCAGGUCUACCAGAACCCCAACUCGGUCUACGCUGGCGCUGGUGUCUACCCCCUUGAGGGCGGAUACAUCUACAUCAACGUUAUUCAGUACCCUACCGCCGUCUUCAAGUUUUCGUGCAACGGUGGCAAGGCCUCUUUCGCCAAGGUUGCCGAGUCGCCCGCCGCCAACGCCUACAUCCUCGGUGUCAGCCAUGGCACCGUCACCUCGCUCAACGGCCAGCCUGGUACCGGUCUGCUCUGGGUCACGGAUGUCCAAGGCCUCAACCUCAAGAUCUACAACGCCAUUCCUAAGGAUGACAAGCUGGUCAUGAUCAACUCGUUCAACAUUCCGGGCACGACCAAGUUCACCCGGCCCGUCUUUGGCGACGGCAUCGUCUACGUCGGCACGAACCAGGGUUACGUCUACGGUUUUGGCUCACCCGUCAACGUCCCAUUGAACUGCACCUCGCCCGUCGACUUCGGCAACGUCGACAUCGCCAACAGCAGCAGCUCCCAGCCCAUUAGCUGCACGGCCAACAUCGACGUUACCGUCACUGGUGUCGCGCUGGACGACACCACCAACUUCCAGGUCUCCGGCCUCCCUACGCUGCCGCUCCAGGUGCCCAAGGGCCAGUCGUUCACAUUCAACGGCCUUUUCAAGCCCACGAGCGUCGGCUUCAUCUCUGAUGAUAUCCUCGUCAAUACCACAAAUAGUGUUGCCGGCUACAGCACAAGCACCCACGCACGGCUCACUGGCACGGGCCAGAGUUCCGGGGCGCUCCUCGGCCUCAGCCCCAACACUAUCACUUUCAAGGGCGUCGUCACUGGAGAUGAUCCAAGUGGAGUCUCGGAGACGUUGGUUGUCUCCAACAGGGGUAAUGCUCCUCUGUCCAUCACGCAGGUUCUGUACUCGAGCACGAGCUCGACUGGCCCGUACACGCCGUGGAGCGGUCAAGGCGACCUUGUUGUCGGCAAGUUUACAUUGAAGCAGAUCCCCACGACCGUUGCGGCGAACCAGGGUGCCACCGUCAACGUUGUCUUCGAUUCUUCGACCAGUGGUACCUUUUCUGGCUUUGUCACGUUUGUGACCAACGGCGGCAACGCGACCGUCUCAAUUGCCGGAUCAUCUGGUCCGGCCGCGAGUGCCCUGCUCGAGUUCCAGACGCCCGACGGCAGUGGCUGGGUCAGGUUUGACAACAACACCGCCUUCACGUUCGGCAACGUCACCGAGAACACAUCGAGGUCCCUCAAGUUCCGCAUCACCAAUACCGCUCCCGCCGAUGGUGUCAAGCUCUCCCUGACCGUGUCCAAGCCCCCGUUCGGUGUCGCCGGCCUCAUCCGAGCCGCCAACCAAAUCGACCUCGCCGAAGGCACAUCGCUGGCUCCCGGCGAGAGCGGCAACGCAACUCUCACUUGCACCGUGCCCAAGUCACAGUGGAACGUCGACCCCUACAACGGGACCGCGACCUGGACACUGAACACCAAUGACCCCAAGCUGGGGAAGCAGUUCAUCCAGUUUUUCUGCAACGCUGUCGCCGAGCAGGCGGCUCCCCUGCUGCCCAACGGCCAGGGACAGUACCGCUACGUGGGUUGCUUCCAGGACAACACGCCGGGCCGCCAGUUGCCGAACCAGCUGUUUGGCGACGACGCUCUCACCAACGCCAAGUGCAUCACCGCUUGUAACGCCAAGGGCAAUGUCUUCUGCGCCACCCAAUACCACCGCGAAUGCUGGGCCGGCAACUCUAUUCCGCUCAAGAAGGUGGACGACGUCAACUGCAACUUCUACUGCUCUGGUGACCUCCAGCAGACCUGUGGUGGCAACGGCGAGAACGAACUGUCGGGCAACACCUUCAUGUCCUUGUUUGCUGACUCCCUUCAGUGGGAUGGAAACUACACCAAGCCCCCCGUCACCGGUCCCAUUGUCAACCCCGGCGUCUCUGGCUACAGCAGCAUUGGCUGCUAUACCGAGGCCACCAAUGGUCGCGCUCUUCCCAACGGCGCGGCCACCGACAAGAAGACGGUUGCAAACUGCGUCAAUGCCUGCAAGGGCAAAACGUACACGUAUGCGGGUGUGGAGUACGGUGGCGAGUGUUGGUGCGGCAAUGCCCUUGGUGCUGGUUCCGUCUCCGCGCCAGACAAGGACUGCAGCAUGACCUGCAAUGAUAACUCGACCGAGUAUUGCGGUGGUCCCUCGCGUCUGAACGUCUACAAACUGGGUGGCCAGGUCUCCUCCAGCUCGUCAUCAGCCCCCGCGACCUCCUCAACUACCGCGACGGAUUCCAGCACGGCGACAGACUCGACCACGACGACUUCCUCGGCGACGCCGACCCCCACGGGCCCUUCGAGGAGGCAGACCAUUGGGAAGUUCAGUCGCCAGGGAUGCUGGACCGAGACCGCCAACGGUCGGGCUCUUGCUGACAAGAAUUUCGCCGCCGACACAAUGACGUUGGAGUCGUGCGCCACAUUCUGCGACGCCUUUACUUACUUUGGCGUUGAGUAUGGUCGAGAAUGCUACUGCGGCAACGCCCUUCGCGCUGGCAGUGUCAAGGCAGACAACCAGGAAGACUGCUCUUUCCUUUGCCCCGGCGACAAGACCGAAUAUUGCGGCGCUGGCAACCGGCUCGAGCUGUACAUGCUCACUCCUUCUAACCAGACCUCGUCCACGUCAUCUAGUUCGCCAGUAGACACUGCCAUCUCGGCGACGCCCACCGGCAUUGACAGCACCACCACCACCACCACCACCAGCAGCAGCAGCUCGGCAGCUCCGACCCCGACCGGCCCGGCCAUCAGGUCCACCGUCGGCGCAUUUGCUUUCCAGGGUUGCUGGACCGAGGCGACGAAUGGCCGGGCGUUGAAGGACAAGACGUAUGCCAAUGACUCCAUGACCCUCGAGUCGUGCUCCGCGUUCUGCACUGGCUUCAUCUACUUUGGUGUUGAGUACGGACGCGAAUGCUACUGCGGUAACGCUCUGCAGGCUGGAAGCGUCAAGGCCUCUAACCAGGCUAUAUAUGCUUGCGCCUGCGUCGUCUACCACGAGUUCAGCAGCGGCUACCAACACGACCACUUCGUCAGCUGCACCGACGUCGACCUCUUCCAAUUCGACGACGUCUACGACUUCGAUCACUUCGGAUUCCUCUACUCCUGCGCCGACCACGACCACAAUCUCAAGCUCCACGAGCAGCACGAGCUCCAGCACGCCCACCACGCCGACCACGUCGACCACGUCGUCCGCUCAGACGCCGACCACAACCACGUCUUCAAGCUCCACGAGCAGCACAAGCUCCAGCACCACAAGCUCCAGCACCACGUCGCCUACCUCCACUACCACAACUUCCACCUCCACCACGAGCCGUCGUCGGGGAAGCUCAUGGACAAGCAAGUGUACAACAACGGCACCAGCAUGACCAUCGAAUUGUGUCUGCAGAAGUGCUACAUGUACAAGUGGGCAGGCGUCGAAUAUGGCCGCGAGUGUUGGUGCGGCAACAAGCUCAACCUGGCCGGCAACACGGGCGCCACGCCGGGCAAGAACGUUACCGACUCGCAGUGCAGCUUCCUCUGCCCUGGCGACAAGAAGGUGUAUUGUGGUGCGGGCAGCAGACUUCAGCUCUACUCGAACAACGCCACCACGAUAUGA
Molecule: messenger RNA, 4803 nt
Organism: Purpureocillium lilacinum
Lineage: Eukaryota; Fungi; Ascomycota; Sordariomycetes; Hypocreales; Ophiocordycipitaceae
Molecular function (GO): protein binding
Source: RefSeq, a predicted model, not a curated record